Molecule: messenger RNA, 3684 nt
Organism: Saccharomyces paradoxus
Lineage: Eukaryota; Fungi; Ascomycota; Saccharomycetes; Saccharomycetales; Saccharomycetaceae
Gene: LAM1
Product: Lam1p
Exons: 1
Coding region: 1-3684 (1227 amino acids)
Cellular component (GO): plasma membrane; endoplasmic reticulum
Source: RefSeq, a predicted model, not a curated record
AUGCAUGAACACAAAGCGGAGCUACGGCUGAUAACCGUUGCACUUAAUGAGGCAUCCACCGAUUCCCCCUCUUUUAGAGCUUCAGUUAAUUAUUUCCAUACCAGAAUGGAGUCCCUGAGUGGUUGGAUGCACGGCACUGUGGAUUAUGUGGAAAAUACGUAUAAACCUUCGUUUCAAGACUUCCAAAGAAUAAAGGAAACGCUAUUUUCACAGCUGCUCCCUUCUCCAAUAUUACUUUCUAAUGGAUUUGUCAGUAACCAACCAUAUACUCCCUUGCUUGUAAGAGACUUUACUAGAGAUAUCAGCGAUCUUUCAAACACGGUUAUGAAAAUAAUUUUAGGUGACGAAAACUCUCAGUACACGACGGCAUUGUCAGCCUUAAGUUCGGAUGCUAUCAACCCUUAUUUUAGCAAGAGAAAAACUUUUGAAUACUACCAAAGGAAGUACGAUUCAUUUGUGACAGACUUUUUGGCCACUAAUACUGAUGGCAAUAUUUUAAGCCCACAAAAUCUUCAGAAUGAAACAUUUAAGUUAUUUGAUAUUAAACACAAAUAUGUAGAAGCUUCAUUAGAUUUAACUGAAGCUAUAUCAUUAAUGAAGGUCAAUUUGGAUAAAUUUCUCAUAGAGACAAUAGACAUUGUGCGCAAAAACAACGUUAUUACUACCAAAGAUACCAAGGACGUCAUCGAUAUUACUCCUGAGCUUACGGAAACAUUGAAAGAUUGGACUGAUUGGAUAGAAAGUAACCUUCAAACUUUACAAGCCUUAUCAUCCAAGCUAUCUGAAGCUAAAUAUGCCAUCCUCAAACUUAGCUUGGCAAGAUUGAAGCCAUCUCGUUUGGUACAAGAUUAUGAUUUGAAAAACAUACAAAAUUUGAAGUUUAACCCUCCAAAAUCGAUAAGUGAUAAAAAUAUCCCCGAGGAAAAGGGGCUAUCAGGUUGGUUGUACAUGAAAACUACCGUUGGUCAUGAUCCUAAAAGAGUUGUGUGGGUAAGAAGAUGGUGCUUUUUACAGAAUAACGUUUUUGGAGUUUUUUCGCUCUCGCCUAGCAAAACCUAUGUUGAAGAAACUGAUAAAUUUGGUAUACUAUGGAUCACUGUAGAAUAUUUGCCAAAAGAAUCUAGAAAUUUCUGUUUCAAAUUGAGGAUUCAAAAUCCUAAUUGCAAAACAAAUGAAGAAAAUACAUAUAUGGAUAUCGUCCUACAAGCUGAAAAUAUUGGCGAGUUAAAAUCAUGGAUAAACACCUUGAACUUCCAUAAAGCAUUUGCAUCGUCGAUAAAGGAAGAAAACGAUCCUCGUUAUCAAUUAGCGAGGAAAAAAAUUGAACCUCAAUUUUUCGAGUUUGCUUCAAGUAGCACAACCUCAACAGAUAAAUUAUUGACUUCCUUUUCGAGUAAUACUCUGACAUUGGUAGAAGAGCUAAAAAAAAAUUAUAUGUCGGAGGAUGAUAUAUAUUCUAUCAUUGAUAAUAAGGCAUACCACUUAAGAGUGAUAUCUACACCGAUAGCCACACAAUUGACUCAUUUGGCUUUAUUCUCGACAUUUUUAUCUGUAUCAAAUUAUUAUCCGUGCGCUACCCAUGCAAACACAUGGGGCACAGCAAAUUGGAAUGAUUUGUCUUAUUUAGUCAAUCCGCUUGAAGGAAGUUCAUUACACAAGCCAACCACAGUAUCAAGUACUUCUAGAUUUUCCGUUAGCUACCCUGACUAUUAUCCAUAUAGUUUAAAAGUCGAUGAUAUACAGUUUAGAUCGAUUUUCUUCUCAGUGAAUUAUGAUUUUUUACAGGUCCCAAAUGAGCUGGUUCUUUUAAGAUAUUCAUCCGUGUGGUGUCCAAACAAUAAACAAAAGUUUGCAUCUAUGGCUUUUGUCACUCUUAACCACAUUUACGUCUAUUUAAAUAUUUCAGGUUUUUCAUAUUUGAGAAGAAUAGAUUUACUAGAUAUUGACUCAAUUGAAUAUGAUAAGAGCCCCAAACAUGUUUCUUCAAGAAUGCUGCACAUGCAAAGAGGUGAUGGGAUUAGGUUCAAUAUGUCCGUAUUUUUUACAGAUCGAAGGGCAGUUGCCUCAAAAUUACAGUUUCUGAUAGAAAAUAAGGCAAUGCAUAUCCCAAAGGGCGAAAAGGAGGUUUUAGAAAUAUUCCAGAAGUUAGAUGAAGAGAUUGAUAAUGAGAAGAAACUUAUCAAGAAUAAUUUGUCAGAAUCAGAGCUCCAUUCAAAAGAUUACCAUCUCUUGAAGAGCACGUAUGAUCGUCACUUUGAAAAUACUAACGAAACACCGAUGGAACUGAUGAGCAGAAAAGUCCGUCUAGAAAAGGAAGCCUGGUGCUAUUUUCAAGACAAUUUUAAAGUCGGAAGUAAGACGCUAUUCCACAUUCUUUUUGGAGACAAAUCUCGAAUUUUUCCCGGUUCACUAUUUCUUUGUAAAAAGGGCAGUAACUUGAAUAACAAUUCAUACUGGGAGCGCAUUAGACGCGCAAAAGAGGAUACCAGUUGUCAAUUUGAACUUGCUCGUAAGUUACAAUUCCAAUUAAACCGGACCUCUAAUUUUAUCAAAGAUCUGUUAUGGUUGAAGGACGACAAUGACAACUUCAAGUUAGUUCUCGAGCAACGCGUGACAAAGAUAAAACAAAGUUAUUAUUAUGAGGUGGAUGAAGGUCCCUUUAUUGUGAAAUUUCCCCUAUGCCACCCUUUACUCAUCCGUGUAAAGUUCAUAAUUGCAGAAUGUAUCACCUCUCAAGGAGGAUCUCUAAAAAAAUGUGACCUGACAAUUCUGUAUACCUUCAAGUAUGUUGAGUCUAUUGAUAAACUGGAUACAAAAGUUGAAAAGUUAUGGCUUUUUGAAAGUAUACAUCUUAACUGGGCAUUGAGAUAUUGUAAACUUGAGCAUUCUGAAAUUAUCAAAAAGACCAGGGAAUAUCUAAAAAAAUUCAAUGAUAGAGAAAAGAUGAGUAACGUCAUUAAGUUGUGCGGGUUCCUUGGUGUUUUACCAAAGGAAAGAAUAGAAGGUGAUAAAAAGGCCGGCGAUUUUAUGCAACCUGUAUAUAUCAAUUAUGAUUUUCUAUCUCUUUCAAAGAUUCUUAUCAAAUUGGCCGUUUUCUAUUUAAGCAGCGUUACCAUCAAGACAACGAGAGUUUUAUUGGCAAUAGUAAUGGUAAUCUUCAAAUGUUUUACAAAAGUUAAUAAAACUUUGUAUUAUGGUCUUUUGAUAUCUGCAUUAACCAAUCUGUUCUUUGUUGGUAAAUCCAUUCAUUCAUAUUUCUCAGUAAAGUCCGCAGAAAAUCUGUUCCAGAACUAUGCUAAUGGUGAUCAACGAGGGCUUCAAAUCAUGCAUCGGUCCUUGACAGUGCCUGAUUUGAACUUACUAACAAAAAAGAUGAUGGAUAACGAUCAAGCCAAUCCAGUAUUCAAGAGAUUUGACGAAGAUAAAAAUGCAUACCAGUACAAAGGAACAAGGCAAGAAAUUGCAAUUAAACGAAAUCAAGUGCUGACGGAAUUAAAGAUUCUACAAAAUACGGAAAAGGAGCUCGUACAAGGAAGUUACAGGAAGUUCCUAAUAACAGAAAGAGACAAAUGCUUUACCACACAGAAUGAAAUGCCUGAUUUGUGGAUAAACGAUACUAAAUUACAAGAUUAUUGUAUGGCAUGUUUUGCAGAGUACGACAGAUUGUCUGCCAUUCCUGUUUGA